AUGGCGCCGCACACGAAGGGGGCCGCAGGAGACGCACGAGGCGCUCAGCUCAGCAGCCACCUCUGCCCCACACGCCACUCUCCAGGCCGAGCUGCUCCCGCCAGGCCCCCCUCCAAAUUCUCCUGGGCGCCGGUGCCAAGCCGACAGCAGCACCCCUGGGAGCAUCAGAAGGCCGACGAGGCAUCUCCCAAGCACCCACAGGAAGGGGACCCGCUGCCCCGUCACGUGACUCCGGGAGCUCACUUCACCAUCUUCACCACAUGCACAAAAAGGGGCUUCCGCACAGCAGCCCCCAGAAAGGAAAGCUUGGGCCUUGAGGCCUCUGCGCGGGCCAGGCCCCUCCAGAGCAACGGGCCAGCUCGCGCCCCAGCACCGCCCACGCUGGCUCUCCACCGGAGCGCACCGGAGAGCAAGCACGCGGCUUGCCCCCGGCUCACGAUUUGUGCCACCAAACACGUGGAGCACUGUCAGCCGUGCGGCGAGAAAACUUUGGAGGAAAAUCCCAGGAACCACGAGGUCUGGAGAGGCAAGCGGGGCGAGGAGCCGUGCCAGGCGGGAGGGGGCGCUGCGCAGCGGGAUGCCCUGUGGGGCACCCAACGCGGCUGCCUAGCCGGGCUGGGCACCGGCGGCAGCGGAGGCGCCCCUCCCCAAACGCAGCGGCCAUUCGCCAGAGGCGGCACAGACCAACACCCUCCGCCGCUCACGCCGACCUCACCGGGAAGGAAGUCAAAGCCUCCUCACCAAGUCCACUGCCGCAGCCACCUCCGCGUGGCCACAGCCGCAGGCAGCGUCGCAUCGCGGUUGCCGCGACUGAGCAGGACUCCCUCGCGGGGCAGGGCAGGGCAGAGCGCGAAGGGGCCCCCGCGCCGGCGUGACACGGCUUUUCCAGCGCCCGCCGCCGGCACGCUUGCGCACACACUGCCCGGGUGCAGCCCACUCCCCGCUCUCGGAGCCGUGGCACGGCCUCUGCCUCCUGCCCGAAUCCCCCGGCUCGGUGGCGGGAGCUCCCCCAGCGAGGCGUCGGGCCACCCUGACCAGGGCCAGAAUGACCACAGGCGGCCCGCCGCACGGGUGCGAGGGGCCACCCUCUGCACAGCCCCGGUGCUCCGGGCGACCGCCAGCACCUCCCUUCCCAGGGCCGUCACAGGCGCUCAGGCACGGCCGGGCAGCAAGCCACAGAGCCGCUCCGCCGGGCAGUGGCGCCACCUGCAAGGCUGGAGCCCCGUCCGAGCCGCUCCGCCGCCGGAGUCGGCCCAGGCAGCCCUGCGGCAGGCGGCUCUGGGCACCCGGAGCCUUCGGGCUGCGCACAGCGCCAGUCGGGAUCGGGGUGGGCACGCGGUCAGGGACCGCGAGAGACGGGGGGCUCGAGCGAGCCGUGCCCAAGACCCGGCUGCGCUGCUGGCCGUGCCCUGGCAGGGCGGGCAGCGGCCGGCUCCGUUGCGUGGCGGCUUUGGGCCUCCGCUGGGCACAGGCUGCGUGGCCUGCGAUCCCGGCGCCGUCCCUGCCCGCCGGGCAGAGAGCUGGGGGGGGGGGCUCGCGGGCGCUGCAGGAGUGCGUGCGGCCUGCAGAAUGUCCUGGACAGACGCCCAGGGGGGUCCCCGCCCUGGCCAACCUUUCGAUCCCCCACCCCAGAGAGAGGCGGGGGACGACUCUGCAGCCGGGCAGCACUCCUGGCCCGGGCAGGCCCCCGCGGGCAGCACCCCCGGCUCUCCGGGAGGAGUCCGGCAGUGGCCCUCGCAGCCGCAGAAGCUUCACGUUGGCCUGGGGGGCCGGGGCCCACCCCCGGGGCCAGCGAGGGCUGGCAGCCCCCCGGGACACAGUCCUCGCAGGGUGUUUGCUUCGCGCCGACGUGCGGGGGGUUCUUGGCACCAGCCGGGCAGGGCUCUGGACGGGCCCCGCGGCUCCCCAAGGCCCGCGGCUCGAGCACAGCAGCGAAGCUGGCAGGCCGCCUCCGCCGUGCUCCCCCCGCCCCAUGUCAGGGCCCCGGGCCCCGGGCCCCGGUGCUCACGGGUUCUGCUGCGUCUCCAGGCACACUACGAGGCGGAAGGGACUCCUGCGAAGGGAGAACGUCCCGCUUGCAGCCUCUCCCCCGAUUCGCGUGGAGCAUCGAGUGGCUCUCCUGGGCCGCUUGAGCCGUCCGGCUCCCCCCAGGACUCUCACUUGCCCCUCGAGUCGCAGAGCCCGCGCGGGACAGGGCCAGAGGGCCGUUGGGUCGAGCCCCCGCUGCGGUGGGGCCCUUCGCUGCGCCCUCCCGCUAAGGUGCCCGGCCAGCUCCCGCAGCGCAGCCACGUGGGGGCAGAAGCAAGCCGGCCUUCCCGGAAACUCCCCGGGGGUCUUUCGCCAGGGCCACACCGUGGCCGGGGCCGUGUGCGCUCCGCGGGGCUGCGGACGUGCAGCGUCUGUGCGGCGCUUGCUUUCCUGUCGGACGUCAGCUCGGCCUGCGCCUGCAGCGAGGGCAGGGUAGCAGCCCUGCGAGAGAAGGGGGAGCGCUGGAGCAGCGAGCGUCCGCCCCAGGGAGAGCAAAGACGAGGCAGAGCUGCUGGACAGAGCGGUGGAGCUGCGACCGCCAAGAGCAUCGCAGGAGCAGGAAGUGCAGCAGCCCGGCUGAGGCAGAAGAGAUCCUGGGGAAACGAGGAGGAAGGGGCAGAAGACGCAGACGACACCGUGCGCCAGUGGAACCCCAAACCGCUUCCAGUUCCUCCAGGGACACGGGGUAACAGGCCCAAGGUCCCCGCUGAAGAGCGAGGGGCCUCCCUGACGGUGAGCACGAGGCGGCAACGGAACCCACGACCUGGGGAGGCGGUGGGCCCUCCCACCCUGGCGCUGUUCCAGGAGCGGCUGGGCACCCCACGGGGACGGUGUGACUGGGCGCCCUGCGCUGGGCUGGACCCAGAGGCCCUGGCCUGUCCGUCUCUUGACUGGCAACUGCGUUUCCAUUUCUACCUUGCCUCGCCGCUGAGGCUCUCCGAACUCAGCUUCGUCCAUAAAACAGGAACAGGCCAGUGCCCAUCUGGCUCCGCAAACCAGCUUGCCACCACGUGGAAUCACUCUGCACACAGAACCAGCCACCUGCAGGUUGAGUUUUGA
Messenger RNA from Varanus komodoensis (Komodo dragon), 3087 nucleotides. RefSeq names its product collagen alpha-1(I) chain-like. Lineage: Eukaryota; Metazoa; Chordata; Lepidosauria; Squamata; Varanidae. The record is from RefSeq and is a predicted model, not a curated record. The coding region runs from base 1 to 3087 and encodes 1028 amino acids. The transcript is spliced from 5 exons.